GUGUGUGAGUGUGUGUGUCCUCCAGCGGCGGGAGAUGAGCUCUCACACCCCGGCUCCCUCAUGGAUCUGCUGCUGUGUGUGUGUGUGUGUUCCCUCCUCCUGCGGUCUCAGGGGUCCAGUCACAGUGAGUUUGAGAUCUCGGUACCCACUCGUGUACAGAUGGGUGUGUACGGCGAGUCUGUGCUUCUGUCCUGCACCUUCCCGGUGAGCGGCGCGUGGGAAGCAGACAGUAGUGUGAUCACGUGGCAGCGAAACCUAGAGGUGGUUCACAGUUUCUUCAAUGGCAGAGACCAGCCGAAGUACCAGAGCCCGAGAUACGCCAGGCGCACCAGCCUGUUCCACCAGGAGAUGAAGAAGGGGAACGCAUCGCUCAGGCUGGACCGUACCACUCUGGAGGACGCGGGGGAGUACACCUGCUCCAUCAGCACUAAGCUGGGCAGCCAGAGGAAGAGUUUCAGCCUCAAAGUAGCAGCGUUCUACCCCGAGCCUCGUCUGCACAUCUCUGUGCUGAACGACGGCCACCUGGAGGUGCUGGUGACCUCAGAGGGCGGGUACCCCUCCCCAUCGCUGCAGUGGCUGAUGGGAAAUGAGACAGACAUCACCAACAACACACACACGCAGCUGAUGCAGGACCAACACACACACCUGUACAGCGUGAACAGUAAGCUGAACCUGAGCGGCACCGUCAACUCCUCCAUCACCUUCAUCAUCAAGAACCCAGAUCUGGGCCAGGAGAUGAGGAGGAACAUCGACUUCUUCUCAGAGAACAGAGGCCAUGACGAAUACAAACAGAAAAUCACUAGACUGUUCUUCCUCGGACUCGGCACUGGGAUGGUUUUUAUAGUAUUAAUAAUAUUUUUUUUCAGGUGGAAAAGGACAUUUAACGAUCGAUUCUCCAAAAACGGUGAUGUUUCAGACGUACAGAGUUCAGAUUUCUAGAAGUUCUUGGAGCAUCAGUGACCGAGACGAGUUCAGUAGAAGAACCUCAGAGUGGUUUAUGAAAAAUGAAAAUCAGCCAGUUAGAUUGGUUUUUUUUUUCUGUUUCUGAAAAUUAUGAUCAUGUGGGUAUCAGUUACAAUAAUAACAGAGUCAGUGUUGGAAAAACUGCAGUCACAAGGAAAGUGUUAGUUGGAGUUACUGCGGAAAAUGAUGUCAGCAUCACAGAUCUGGUUAUUCAAGGUCUUUGAUUUCAACGGAAAACAACAAAACAAAACAGAGACACAGAGGAAAAGAAACAGGAAGUGACAGCGUUGUGUGUGUGUGUGUGUGUGUGUGUGUGUGUGUUUAGCACACAUACUGGACAUAUAUGAACUCCACCACACUUGGUGUGUUUAGUCAAAAAAUGUUUACAGGAUUUUGAGCACUACGGAACUUUUGGUAACAAAUAGUGUGUGUGUGU
Clarias gariepinus (North African catfish) is the source of this 1399-nucleotide messenger RNA. Its product is annotated as CD276 antigen homolog. Lineage: Eukaryota; Metazoa; Chordata; Actinopteri; Siluriformes; Clariidae. Gene Ontology annotation, biological process: cellular response to lipopolysaccharide; T cell costimulation; cell surface receptor signaling pathway. Gene Ontology annotation, cellular component: external side of plasma membrane. Bases 61 to 939 code for a protein of 292 amino acids. The record is from RefSeq and is a predicted model, not a curated record. The transcript is spliced from 4 exons.